AUGGAAGAAAGCUAUUUAGGAAACCCUUCUGAGAAAUUCUUGGAAGAGAAACUGAAGUUGAAUAGAGUUAUUGAUAAUAUACAUAAGAUUGAAGAUGCUAUUCCUAUUAUUCAUAAAAUGUAUCUAGAGCAGCAGAAGCAAUCGGCUGAGAUCUUAAAACACAAAGUCCAGAUGCAGGAUUAUCUAUCAAGAAGUUCUAUUGAAACCCAAUUCAAUGGCUUUAAGGUUGAAAUUGAAGGAAGUAUCUUACAGAGACUGAAGCUGUUCCAAAACCAGGUCAGCGAAUUAAUCCACACAAAAGUCGACAAGCAAGAGUAUAUUGUACACACUAAAGCUUUACCCAAUAUCAUAAAUGACAUGAGAUCUAGCUUUGACAAGAAAAUAGCUACUCUAGAAAAUGAGAAAAUGACCAGCCUUAGAAGGAUGCUAGUUGCCAAAAUUCAAGAGAUAGAUCUCCUAGUUAAUACAAAAGCUAACGAUGCUGAACUCCAAGUUGUGAAGAACAAUAAGGCAGAUGAAGAAGAUAUUAAAGCCAUCCAAGAAGAACUCAAGCAAAUCAAAUCAGUUGUCAGUACAAUUGAGGGAGAGGAUCAUGAAUAUAAUAAUGAUCAAGAUACUACACCGAAUCAUCAAAAGGAGACUCCUUCAGCUAUUAGUGUGGAAGAGAACUCUUCACUGCGAUCCUUGUUUCAGGAUUAUUUAGAGAAAAUUCAGCAAGAUUCAACCAAGAAGCACCUAAAAUACCAGCAAGUUUUACUUAUUGAGGCAAUUAAGAAGAUCUUAUAUGACGAUAACCGAUUUGAAAAUAUGAGAAAAGAAAUACUGAUCCAAAGAGAAGAGAUUGAGCUUAUUCGUAAAGACAAUGAUGAAUUGACUUAUAAAGUCAAGAACUGAGUCACCACAGUAGACAAAGCCAAUGAGUUGAUCGAUCAAAUAAGUAGCUUCAAAGAGCAACUAGAUGCUGAUCACAAAGAGUCUUGUCACAUAAUUUCAAAUUGUCAGAAGCAAUAUCAAGAAUUGGCUUCAAAGCAUAGUAAUUUACAAGCAAAAACAACAGAAACAAGGAAGGAUGCUAUAAAGAGGUUAGUAAACUUGGAAACUACUACUAAAGAGAAUCAGCAUCAGAUCUCUCUGCUCCAAAUGCAGAAGACCAAGUUUGAUAAAAUAGCCGAAAAUGAGAUAUCCAUCAAAAAUAUUGAGCAUAAUUUAGAGAAAGCUAUGAAAGAGUUUGAUAAGAAAAUCAAAGAUUUUAGAGAUGAAUACCAUACUCAAACCCAAGCCUUUACUCAAGAUAUAGAUAGUCUUAGUGAUCCAGUAAGACAAGCACUUGAGAAAAACCAAAGAGAGUCAGAGAAUAUUCUUAAUGAGUUAAAGCACAUUCAGAAGCAAUCAAGAGAUGUCUUUUGAGAGUUUGACAAGUCCAAAGCUAACCUUAUUGAAGUUAUAGAUAAUUUGAGAAUCGAGCAUAUCUCGAAAAACUGUUUAAAGAAUACUAUUUCCAAGAUCAAUCUUGAUACAAAGAUUCUUAUGCAUGAUCAGGUUCAGGCGAAGUCGAGUACUGGAUUCAAAGGAGUUGUUGAUAAAUUUUCAGAAUAUAAAAAGCUAUCUCAAAUGAAUAUUCCGAUGUCUCCAGUGACUUAUGCUAGAGCAACGACUGCUCAGUCUUCCCAGUCAAAAAUAAAUCCAUCACAUUUUCCCAUUCUAAAAUCAAAGAAUGGCUAUAUUACUUCAAGAGAUAUUUCACGUAAUGAUGCAUUCCCACUAAGUGAAGGAGGCUUCAAAUCUUUUGAUGGUAACACUAUAAAAGAGGAGGAAGAAAGGAAGGAGUAUUACAAGAUAAACAAGAAUAAAGCAGGCAAAAAGAAAGACCUUAUUCUAAAAUCUAGGCUCAAUCAAAAGCCAAAUCGAUACAAUGAGGAGCUUAGAAGAUCUAAAUCUGCCAUUAAAGGCCAAACAUCUUCAAGAAAACUUCAUUUAGUUUAA
Molecule: messenger RNA, 1983 nt
Organism: Moneuplotes crassus
Lineage: Eukaryota; Ciliophora; Spirotrichea; Euplotida; Euplotidae
Source: the annotation of a GenBank genome assembly